Messenger RNA from Nylanderia fulva, 9664 nucleotides. RefSeq lists its product as uncharacterized. Lineage: Eukaryota; Metazoa; Arthropoda; Insecta; Hymenoptera; Formicidae. The record is from RefSeq and is a predicted model, not a curated record.
UCGACAAAUAAACAUAGUGAGAAACGUGUUAAGACGCGUAGAGGAAGGACAGAGAGUAUCGAUUAUUGUACGUCGCGAGGGAAAGAUUGACUGUUUUUUGAAAUUUGAAUAAAGAGAUGCUCUCUCGCUCAUUCAAAUGUAAUUAUAUCGCUGACAAAGAACAAAUCACGCGACAGAAAUGACAGAGUUCAAAGAGGAAAAAAGUAUUCCUUGUAUCUUUGACAACUUUGAUUUAAAGUGGUGGCUUCGUCGUGCUGGAAAUAAGAAUCGCCGCUAUAAGCUCAUCAAAUUAAAACAUGAUUUGAAGAGACUUCAAUUGUCAAAGCGGGCAGUACAUCGAGGAUUAAUCCAAUUGACAAAAAAACCAUACGUGAUUCUUAAUAAAUUGACACUACUACAGUCUUGUUACAAAGAGACGCAAUCGUCGCUUCAAGAUAAGGAUCUGUUGCAAUCUCCACACAAUAGCAGUCCUCAAAAUUCUGUUUCAUUCCCGAAAAAAAAAUGGCAAAUUGAAUAUCAAAAGGAAGAGACAUCGUUAUUGAGAAGUUCGGACCAUAAUUCUCAGAAGAGCGAACAAAUUGCAGAUGACAGCGCAAAAUUAAACACGAGCUUUUCUGUUAAAACUGUAUCAUUAGGUAUUAUAGCAGAUAAGGUUUAUCAAACUAAAAUCCAGGAAUGUAGUUCGCCUGUGAAAAAUUCGAACAGCGUUAUACGGGAUUCUGUCUUAGAAAAAAUAGAAAAAGAAAACUCUUUCAUUAAUAGUAAUAUUACUUUUGCGAAGGACAAAGAUAUUUCUUCAGAGAAAUCGAGCACCAAUGUAAAGUUAGAUUUUUUCGCAAAAAAUGAAUCGCCAAACAAAUCUGCACAUGAUUCUAUCCGCGAGUCUGAAAAUAAAAAUUCCCAAUCUAAAAGUAACAUUGUCUCCUCGAAAGAUAGGUAUUUCGAUAAGGAAUUUGGAAAGAAUUUGGAAGGAUUGUGGAAUAAAUUACAAAAAGAAGAUAUAGAGGUAAAUCAAGAAUUUUUUUUUUCAAAAAUAAAAUCGUUAGACACGCGGUUACAAGAACACGAUUGUAUGUUAAAAAAUAAAAAUAUCUCGUGUAAAAGUAACAUUAAUGUAUCAUUUGAUAAAAUAACUUGUUUCGAGGCGGAAACUAUCACGGACGAGACUCAUUCAUCCAUCUCGAAUACACAGUCUUCUCAUGCCGAUUCAGAAUUUUCAGCUGAGCAACCAUGCACGUCUGCAACUGAAAUACCUGUAACAGUAAACACAAAUCAAAUUGAAAAAAUGGAGCUUAUAAAUCAACAAAGAAAUAGUUCAUUCGUCGAAAUAGAUUCUAAAACAUCAAGUAAAAAAAGAAUGUAUCCCGGAUCUUCGGAUAAGAAAAAAAGUAAGAAAAAACUGAAGAAAAAAAUAGAAAACGAGACAGAAACUUUUCCUGAUAAAUCAUGCGAUGAAAAUUUGAUAGAAAAUAAUACUGAGAUAAUCGAUCGUGAAAUUUCCGAGGAUAAACGAAUUUGUGGUCAUAAUAAAAAUGAAAAUCAAAUGUUUCCGAAGGAUAUUACAAUGUAUGAAUAUGUAAAAAUAAUAAACACACUUUCGCACAUAAAAAACAAAAACGUACAAAUAAAAAUAGGGAAGAAGAAGAUUAGAAAGCUACGAAGAAACUUUAGCAUCUUGUUCCAAGAGGAUGGUACUAGCAAAAGUGAGAGUGAAGAGGAAAAAGAAAUUAUAUCGCAAUAUCUAUUGCAAACAAAUCAGCAAUUUGUCUCAAGAAAUUCAAAAAUUUACACACACAACGAUAUUACAAUAAAGGAAGAGACGGAAGAUAUUCAUGACAGACCUGGAACUUCAAAAUAUAAAGACAGACAUGAUACGACUGUUAAUAAUUCGGAAGACGAAACAGAGAGUACGACUUCAACAAGACCAGAGUCUAUCAACUCGACUGAUUCCACCAUAUGCAUCGAAAACGACACAUUACAAGAUUUGAUAACGAGCGAAGAGAUAGAUGAAGAAACAAAUUCUAACAGAGAUAAAAACUUGCCAUGUAAACGUAAUUUUGUUAAUAUUUGGCAAAAGGAUGGAGAGAGUGAAAUUCCGGCAAAAAAACCGCGCAUAAAAAUUUCUAUAAAAAUUGCCGAUACAGGUAAUAUUAUUAACAAAAAUUACACAGAAAGUAGCGAAACUGUUAAUUUCGAAGAUGUCGAAAUGAAAGAAGCAAGUAUACAGGAAAAUCAACAAAAUAUCAAAAAUGUUAAUUUCGAAGAUGCUGCUCAUGAAAAAAGAAAAGAAAUAACUAUACAAGAAAAUGAAAAAAAUAUUGAAAAUGCUAAUUUGGAAGAUACCACUUCUGUAAAAACGAAAGAAGUAACUAUGCAAGAAGAUACAAAGAAUAUCGAAAAUGUCAAUUUAAUUUACAAUAUACAGAGAGAUAUAAAACCAAACUUUUUUAAUAAUCAACUAUUAUUAUCAACUAUGUCCGCCCAAGAGUUGAUAUCCGAUAAUAAAGAGAAAGAUGAUUGUGAUAAAUCGCAAAAUGUCGACAACAGAUUAUUAAUGAAUAAUGAAAAUAUCGCGGAAAAUAUAACAACUGUGAUAACUGAUGCUCAAGUUUUGAAAACGCCGUCCAAAUCAAAAGGAGGUUCUUCAAAUAAAGAAAAUGCUCUUAAUGAAACCACCUCGUUAACAUCAAACGUAUCUUCAAGUUCAGAAUCAGAUAUCAGUGAUCAUUUAUCAGUAGAUGAAAAUAAUCUUAACGACAUUGAGGUAGAAAUAAAAAUAAGACCCAAGUCGAAAUCUCGAAUAUCCCAAAAAUUUUCGUUGAAAGAGCUUCUGUCCACGUAUAUUAAGAAAAAUACAUGUAAAAACAACCCAGACAUUCUUGAAUUCUUUCAGAUGAGUUUAGGACAAUUUUCGGAAAACUCUAAACACGAAAAGACAGUCAUAAACGAAGGAAACGAUACGUCCAAAGCAAAAGAUACGUAAAAAUCACCGACUGUUAGUCAAGAUGAUACCGUUGAAAUAGAUUUAAAUACUAGAGAAGUUACAUGUAAUUCUAGUCAUACUACCAAAAAUAAUGCAAAUCAUUCUUCAAAACAACAGCAAGUACAGAGUUCUCAAGAUGAUACAAUUUCUGAUAUAGAUAAAAAUAUGACGCAUCAUCAAAAAGAAAAGAAUAAAUGCGUACAAUCUGCGGAAGAGGAAAAUAUGCGAAUGACAGAUGCUUCCGAACCAACCAAAUCAGCGCAUGAUGUGUUUGAUUUAGAAAAACAAUCAUCAAAGACUUCCUUGAACGAUGAAAGAAUUAUAGCAGACGAACGACAAAAAAAUGUUCAAGAUGUAACAAUGUCGUACAAGAAUAGAGAUGUAACAAAUAGAGAUAUGACGCAACGUGGUCAGGAAGAAAUAAAUAAAUCCUUACAAUCUGCUAACCCGAAAGGAAUGCAAGCGGCACCUGAAAGCAGCGUUGGACCAGCUACGUGUGACAUGCGAUCACAUUCAGGAGAACAAAUACCGAGGACUUGCUCGGCAACUUCGAGCGUGAAUUGCAUAAGUGGAGCAAGGGUUCAAACGAGCACAGAGUUUGAAUCUUCGCGGAGUUCUAAUCCUAUUAAUUUAUUUCAGAAUUUCAAUGCAUCAAUCGGAUCGACCAAUGCAUAUUCAAUGUCUUCUGCAUCAUCGGUAUGCGCGCAACCGCCAUUGUACAACACCGCUAUGUAUUAUUCACCCAAGAUGAAUCAACCGAGUGUAAUGACCAAGAAUGUGCCUUUGAACUUUGACGCGCCCGUAAAUUUUCCCACGCAAGACUCAGUGGUGAACAUCUGCGUGUACUUUCAUUGGUGCCGCAUGAUUAUUCAAGGUAACAUACUUAAUAAAAAAAAUAUACACGACUUGAAGAUCUGUCUGAUUCAUAUACAACAAAAUCUCAGGAUCUUGAAGAUGACAUUGUCCACGAGUGAGCUUUGUAUUUUCACUCAAAUCAAUCAGCUCCAGCUCAUAAGUCCGCCAAUAACAAUUGACGAAUUGAAACACUAUACGCACGUCUUGGAAACUUAUGUGUCAGUGGGAUGCGCCGGCUCGGUUUGCGAUAUGAGAUAUCAGAACAUUUCACAACCUUCGAACAUUAAGAACAGUUCAAUUCCGAGUGCACCAAUGUCGAACGUUUAUGCACAAUUACCAUUGCUAGGAAAUGUUGUAACAAAUGUGCCAAAUCGCAAAACGGCGAAAUCUUCGAUAAUGCCAAAAUCAAAUAUUAAUCAGUCACGAUAUUUAAAGAGUAAAUCUUCGCAAUUAAAGAGACUUUUAAUGAAUCCGAAUAUUCCAACCACAAACAUAUUGGUAUCAAAUUCAAUUCCGAAUCCAUCGAUUUAUCAACAACAAUCUACAGGAAACGCGAAUUGCGUAAAAAUUCAACGUAUCCCAAAUAUAUCGUAUAUCAACAAUCAACAGAUUUUCAUAAAUUCGGGCAACGGUCUGUCUUCGUCAACUGCAUCAGCAUCGAAUUUCCAUCCAUCCAGUAUUCACUACGAACAUCCAUCACCUCCAUAUCCAGGGAAUACAAACGUCUCUUCUGCAACUGCUAAAGAUUCAUAUACCCAAAAGAGAACUUCGACCACCAGUAAUACAAUUCCAGCAUCUACGACUAACGUUUACCAACAGAACCAAACUCCAUACAUCCAGAUGCACGUAAACUCAGGAGUCUCGCAAAUAUCGUACACGACAAACCAAACGAUUAAACCUCAGAUAUACGAUGUCACUCAGCUCAAUUUUUCUAUAACGAAUGCUCAGAGAAGUGGAGUUAAUGUAACAGGAAAUAUUAAACCCGGAAAUCCAUCUGUAAAUCCACAGAAUCGACCAGUACCUGCAGAAAGAAAUGUUCUACAGUACAACAUAAUCUCACCAAACGCGUCGAAUAUUUGUACGCCACAAUCUACGCAUGUUCAGAAUAUGUCGCCGAAUCUGACUGUGCAGCAACAAAAUAUGCAGCAACAAAAUUUGCAGCAACAAACUUUGCAGCAACGAAAUUUGCAGCAACAAAACUUACAACAACAAAAUUUGCAGCAACAAACUUUGCAGCAACGAAAUUUGCAGCAACAAAACUUACAACAACAAAAUUUGCAGCAACAAAAUGUGCAGCAGAACCUGCAACAACCCAAGGAUGCAUCCGUCCGUUUUACUUAUUCGUCGAGUAACAACGUCACCUCGACGAAUGCGCAAACAUUUAAGAAAAUUGAGAUUCUACAAGUUAGAGAUAAUGUGCCAAAUAGAACACAAUUCACAAAUCCACAACAAGCUGUAAGAAAUUGUCAAGGAAGCUCAAGUUCAUGUAAGAUAUUGCAAAAUCCACCUAGCGGCUCUACGAAAACUACCAUAUCGCAGGAACCAAGUGUUUCGCAAAAUGUGAUAUCUAACAUGACUUCGCAAAAAAAUAAGACAAUGUUAUUUUCGCAAAAAUCCACGCCAUCGCCACCAAACAAUAUGCGCCAGUUUGAUUUCAGCAUUCUGACAGACAUUCAGAAAAUUAUAUUGCAAGACCAGUUACGAUUGCACUUGAAUCAAUUUGCACAGCAGGACUCUGAACAAAUUCGCCUCGAAAAAAAGAUGUUAAUUUCCUUCUAUGAAUCUUUAUAUUAUGAUACAAUAAAAAUGCUGGAGAAAAAUAAAAACGUCAGUGAAAGUGAUACCAAGAAAGAGCUGCAAAACGAUACAUCGAAAAAAGCGUCGAUAAUAACAAAUCAACAGUCAAAAAUCAAAUCAUCUCGAAACACGACUCAAUCUAGUCAAAAUAAUUUAAUCUGUGAUAAAGUGCAAGAGAGACAAAUUUCAGAAAAAAAUAUUGAUUCGAACGCAUCAAUAAGCUCGACAUCCACGACGAUGCAAAGCAGAAAUUCAUCGAUGGAAGCACAAAAUAGAAAAACACCUCUCAAUUCUACGCCAAGAUCCGCGAUAAUCGAGCAACCACUUCCGGAAAAUGUAAAUUUGCAGAUUAAAGAUAUGCCAAAGAUACGAUACAAGAAAGUCUCUCUCGCCAUGAAACAAAAAUUGAAAAAUGUAGAAACAUCGUUAGCAGAACCUUCAAACAUUCCAAAAGAAAAUCCAAUCAAGGAAAUAAAAACUGUAGAAACAUCGUUAGCAGAACCUUCAAACAUUCCAAAAGAAAAUCCAAUCAAGGAAAUAAAAACUGUAGAAACAUCGUUAGCAGAACCUUCAAACAUUUCAAAAGAAAAUCCGAUCAAGGAAAUAAAAACUGUAAAAACAUCGUUAGCAGAAUCUUCAAACAUUCCGGAAGAAAAUCCGAUCGAGAAAAUGGAAAAUAUAGAAACAUCGUUAACAGAACCUUCAAACAUUUCAAAAGAAAAUCCGAUCGAGGAAAUAAAAACUGUAGAAACAUCGUUAGCAGAACAUUCAAACAUUCCAAAAGAAAAUCCGAUCAAGGAAAUAAAAACUGUAGAAACAUCGUUAGCAGAAUCUUCAAACAUUUCGGAAGAAAAUCCGAUCGAGAAAAUGGAAAAUAUAGAAACAUCGUUAGCAGAACCUUCAAACAUUUCAAAAGAAAAUCCGAUCGAGGAAAUAAAAACUGUAGAAACAUCGUUAGCAGAACAUUCAAACAUUCCGAAAGCAAAAACGAUCGAAGAAACGUCGCACAAAAUUACGGAAACGAAAGCGCAAGAUGACCCAACAGUUAAGGAAACUUCGAGAUCUUCGGUGAAAGACUCACACGAUCAACAAGUAUUAGAAUCGUGUUCCUCUCUCGUACAAGACACGUCGAAUUUAUUACAAGUUGCAUUAACCGAUGAAACAGAAAUUUGUUCAACGAUUGCAAAAAAUAAUGUCAAAGAAGCUGAUGACGUACAGACGGGAAGUGAAUGCAAAAAUUCGAAUAAUGCAACAUUAAAUAAUAUUAGAGAAAUCGACGCGAUAUCGCGAUCCUCAUUUAAUACAGUAAUCCAGCAGCUGUCAGAAUCGUGUUCCUUUCUUACACAAAAUGUAUCGAACCUAUUAAAAGAUGAAGAGACGAAAGAUGAUAGCAUCGAACAAUCUGAUAACGCAAAUGCAAACAAAAUUUUUAACGUUAUAAUAUUAAAUAACAGCGAAGAAAACAAAAAACCGCAAGUUCCAUGUAAUACAGAAGCUGAAGAAGAGACAAAGAAUAGAAAAGACGAAGGACUGCAUCACAAUGAAGCGUAUAAUCUCAAAAACAAAAUAUCUGGCGAAAAUUUGCAGGAAGAUACGCGUAAAAAUAUCGAAGAAAAUAUUGAAGAAAAUAUCGAAGAAAAUAUGGAAGAAAAAAUCGAAGAAAAUAUCAAAGAAAAUAUUGAAGUAAAUUACGAAGGAUAUACCGAAAAUAUCGAAGAAAAUAUUGAAGAAUUCAGAUCGAAUUUUAUAGUAUCUGAUGCGAUGUGUAUACCUCGACAUUCUACUCCGCCUUCAUUAGAUGAAUUAUUAUUUCCGACGGAUGAAUCUACAAAAGCAACGCAAGCAUAUAUCACGUGUAAGAGCUACACCUUUAAAACAUUUUCAAAAGUUUUCACGCAACAAGAAGAUUCUGAAAGCGAACAGAUCGAUAAUGGAAAGAUAUCCGAAUGUUCGGAAUGUCUCUAUAUCGAUGAAAGUGCGGAAAAAUUAGAUUUGCAAGAAGAGCAAAGUGAUAAGCAAAGUGUAUCGUCUUUCGAAAAAGAUCAAUGGAACGAGCAAGAUUUAGGCCUUGAUGAGACGAGGUGGAAAUCUGUAGAAGAAGAUACAUUGUCAUCUUUUGUGGAAGGUUUCCAAUUUUUAACGAUGGAACAAAGUCAUAAUAAGCUUGAUGAGCUUGACGAACGCUUGCCAUUAGAUCAAGAGAAGAUGCAAGCUGAGGACUUUUUGCCUAGGGACACCCUGGAGCAACCUGACGUGGAGGAGAACCAAAUACAAAUAAUGGAUACUCAUAGCGGCGUUAAAGCAAUUAAUAAACUGCUCAAAUGUGUGUAUUACGAAAAACCAAGAACUUCUUCGUAUAAUCCUACGCUGCAAGGCAACAUCAUAAAUAUAAAUGUAAACGUAGUCGAGGAAAAUGAUACUUCGAACGCUGACGUUGACAGUCUCGCGAAAAGCAAAGAUAAUGAAGACGACUCCAACAACGUGAAUAUAUUGCAUGUCAGAAGCAUAUCGCCGUCCUUGUUUGAAAAAAUCGAUACGCUCUUUCAAGAUGAUCUGACGGUGAACGAAAUAAAGGAAAAAAAAUCAUCGGACAUGAAUGACAUUUCGGUAGUUCCUAAUUCCGCGUCGUCGAACGAGACGAAGGAAGAAAAGUCGUCAUACUUGAAUGACAAUCUGGUUUCUAACUCCGUGCUGGAUGAAAUGAUGGAAAAAGAGUCAUUGGACGUGGAUGACAUCCCGAAAGUCUUUGACUUGAAUGAGAAGAUAGAAACGUUAUCAAUCGAGGAUGAUAAUUUGGAUAUCUCUAACUCUAUGUAUUUAAAUGAAAUGAAGGAAGAAGAGCAGCUAAUAGAUAUGAAUGGCAGUCCGAAAGUUCCUGAUGACAUCGCGUCAUUAAAUGAGAUGAAGGAAAAAAAGUUGUCGGACGUGGAUUAUAAUGAGGAAAUCUUUAACUUCAUGUCGCAUGAGAUCAUAGAAGAAAUACCGAUUAUGAACGAUAAUCCGGAAGUCUCUAUCUCCCCAUCAUUAAAUGAGAUGAAAGGAGGAAAAUCAUCGGACGAAAAUCCGAAUCAGAUAGAUGCGAACGACAACCUGGAUGAAAAAGAUAAACCGUGUUUACGGUGCAAACGUAAAAGUUUCGUAUUUUGUGAAGCGUGCAUGGAGGCUUCUUAUUGUUCUAAACGUUGUUCGACUUUGCAUUGGAAGGCAAGUCAUUAUAAGCAUUGUAAGGAUACUUUUAGACCAAAAUCAACUAUAAUUUAUAUUGAUGAAAAUAAUUAAUUCAUUUUGAUUAAUAACAGUGCUUACAAUAGCUUUUUUCUUUACGAUUACGAUCGAUUCCUAAUUAAUCUUCGUACUUAAAAGCCCAUCUAUAAAUGUAAUUGUUGAAUGUGAUGUUAAUUGUUUCACAUUCAGUGUAUAAAAAUUUUAAAGUAAGAUAUAAUGAAUUUUUACGAAUACUUGAUAAAACUUCCAUCCUUAUGGAAAUUUAUUACUAGUGAGUUAGUGAUUAAUUACUUAUUUCGAAUAAAUUACUGAUAUACAGUAAUUUAAGUACUCGAGUAUUCUUAAGUAUUCGUAAAAAUUCAUUAUACUUUACGUUAACAUUUUUACUGGACAUUUAUACUGGACAAGGCACAUAUUUGGAGAGGCAGAGUUCCUGCUAUAUUAAAAUUUUUAGUAUAAUUUGAUUUAGGGAUUAAAUUUAGGGAUAUAAUUUGAUUUCCUGAAAAAUGACGAGAGAAAUCGAAAAAGAAAUAUAAUUUUAUUUUUAAAAAAUGUAUAUAUAUAAAUGCGCAUGUAUACAAAUCUUCCUAAUAUAAGAGAUAAAGAUAAAGAGAGGAAUAUAUAUGAGUGUUAAAGGGGGAAUAUAUAUGAGUGUUACAUGUAUUUGUAAUAGCAUUUAUUGUAUAAAUGGCACAUAAGUAGCCUCUUAAGUUAAUAUUACAUGUAUUUAAUGUUUAUUUUAAAAAAGUCUUAAAAAUAUAUUAUAUCUGUUUCAAUUUUUGAAACCGUUUGUUCUGAAAAUUA